GUCAAAAUCUGUUUUGGGUUGUAAUAUAGGCAUCCAUCCUGCCACUCCACUGUGUUUUCUCUAAAGAUAUAUAUAUAAUUUGUUUAUUUAUUUAAAGAAGAUAGGAGGAAAAUAGUUCCCUUGUGCGAGACAAGAGAGUCAGCAUCAUUAAAUUUGGUGUUAAGUUGGAUUUACUAGUGAUGCCGGCGUCAGCUUUUAAAUAGCUAAAGAAGGUUCUUGUGAUGUCGCCAAGUCCAGCAGAUUUGAAACAUUCUUGGUUUUGGAGUAGCACUCAUGGCUACUGCAGCAGGAGAUAGGUCCUUGAAGGAGACACCCACAUGGGCAGUUGCUCUUGUUUCUGCAAUUUUCGUUAUAAUUUCUGUUCUCAUUGAGCAAGCCAUUUAUUCUCUCGGAAAGUGGUUCCGGAAAAGGCAAAAGAAGGCAAUGACUGAGGCACUAGAGAAAAUUAAAGCUGAAUUGAUGCUACUAGGCUUCAUAUCUCUACUCAUUACAGUGGGCACAAAACCUGUGUCAAAAAUAUGUAUUUCUGCCGAAGCUGGAAGCACCAUGCUUCCAUGUAAGGGGCAGCCCAAGGAUUACAAAAACAAUGGGGGUAAUAGUGGGAGAAAGUUACUGUGGCACACUGGGGAUGUGAUAUGGCGUCGAGCCCUUGCUGUGGGAGGAGCCGAGGAUUAUUGUUCCAAGAAUGGGAAAGUACCAUUGGUUUCCCAGUCAGCGAUUCACCAAUUGCACAUUUUCAUAUUUGUGCUGGCUGUCUUCCAUAUUCUUUACAGUGUACUCACCAUUUAUCUAGCAAAGAUGAAGAAAUGGAAAGGAUGGGAGCUGGAGACAUCAUCCUUGGAAUAUCACUUCACUAAUGAUCCUUCAAGGUUCAGAUUGGCUCAUCAAACUUCCUUUGUCCGACGCCAUACUGGAUUUGCUACAGCUCCUGGACUGAGAUGGAUAAUAAGAUGCAAUCUAAAACUCUCUUUAGUGGCUUUUUUCAGACAGUUGUGUUAUUCUGUAACUAAGGUGGAUUAUUUGACCAUGAGGCAUGGAUUCAUAAAGGCUCAUUUUGCUCCCAACAGCAAAUUUAAUUUCCACAAGUAUAUCAAAAGAUCAAUGGAAGAUGAUUUCAAGGUGGUAGUUGUUAUCAGCAUACCGUUAUGGACAUGCGCCAUUGUUUUCCAGCUUCUCAAUGUGUAUGGAUGGUAUACACUUUCAUGGAUAUCAUUUGUACCACUAUACCUUGCCGACGUUCCCUUUUCAUCUUCCUUAUUCCUCUAUCUUCAUUUUCUUCUUCUUCUCUCUUUUUUUGACACUUUUCCAGCAUGUAGUCACCGACUCACAGCCUCCUCCGACGCCGGAGACCUCCCUAAAUCAGCCAAAGGUGGCUGCCCUCAAACCCCAAACCCUAAUAUUUUCUUCUCUUCUCAUUUUUUAAAUCUAACAAUUACAUUUAUAAUAAAAAUGGAUCACUGGAUUGAUGAGAAGUGUCUUAAUCCUAACACACUAGUUAUAUUUCUUAUAGUUGGUGCCAAGCUUGAAAUUAUAAUCAUGGAAAUGGCUCAGCAGAUUCAAGAUCGAGCCACUGUUGUAAAAGGAGCUCCUAUUGUAGAGCCUAGUAACAGCUUCUUCUGGUUCAAUCGCCCUGAUUUGAUUCUUUACUUGUUACACUUCACCUUGUUCCAGAAUGCAUUCCAGAUGGCUUACUUUCUAUGGACAUGGUAUGAGUUUGGAUUGAAAUCGUGCUUCCAUGAAAAUCUGGUGUUACUAUGGAUAAGGGUGGCCCUGGGUGUAGCUCUUCAGAUUUUAUGCAGCUAUAUCACCUUCCCUCUCUACGCCCUUGUAACUCAGAUGGGGUCUCACAUGAAGAAGGCAAUCUUUGAAGAGCAGACAACCAUGGCUCUAAAGAAAUGGCAAAAGGCUGCCAGGGAAAGGAAGAGGUUGAGAAAGGCCACAGGCACAGGCACAGGCAUCCCAUCUAGUUUCAUAAGAGAUGAAAAUAGUACUCCAAGCCAUAGCUUAUCACCUUCACAUUUGCUCCACAAAUACAAUCCCAAGAAUGCCAUGAUGGACCUGGAAAGUACUCUGAGUUCUCCAAGGAGUGCUUACAAUUAUAAUUCUGAGACUGAGUUAUCGGAAAGAGAAGGGCCGGCACCACCAGUUUCCAGUGAUGAUCAUCAUGAACCAAGAAGGCAUAGCAAUCUGCAAAAGUUUGAGGAAACGGACAGUGGGGAUUUCUCGUUUGUUAAGCCUUGAUGGAUAAGAUUAUUGUUCAGAAAUUGUUGCUACAAUUUUUUUUUCUUGUAAAAGAUAUAAACGUAACAGUUAUCACAUGAACAAGUUCCAUAAUCAUGCUUUUUGCUACAAAGGCAUCUGAUUAGGCUCCAUUGUCAAGAGUAAAUGUUUUGUUGGAAUAAUGUUCAAGCUCAUCUUUCAUAUA
Molecule: messenger RNA, 2425 nt
Organism: Mangifera indica (mango)
Lineage: Eukaryota; Viridiplantae; Streptophyta; Magnoliopsida; Sapindales; Anacardiaceae
Product: protein MLO-like
Exons: 17
Coding region: 274-2241 (655 amino acids)
Biological process (GO): defense response
Cellular component (GO): membrane
Source: RefSeq, a predicted model, not a curated record